Molecule: messenger RNA, 3780 nt
Organism: Macaca mulatta (Rhesus monkey)
Lineage: Eukaryota; Metazoa; Chordata; Mammalia; Primates; Cercopithecidae
Source: RefSeq, a predicted model, not a curated record
ACGCGGCGGCCAGCCGAGGCUUCCGGGUCAUGUACCAAACCAGGGAAGGAUAAGGGACUCCAAGUCCCAGCCGGGGCGCGGUGAAACAGCCACAGCGCUGCCAGAGGGGUCCACGAAUCUCACAGCACAACACACGCGCAGUGAAAGGCAGUAGAAGGCGGGGCGACGCGCACGGCUUCCUGGGAGGUGUAGUCUUCUAUACGCGCGCCCUUCGAGCCCCACUGGAGGCUCGCGCAGGAUCCGUGAGCGGCCUAAGGUGAACUGACUCAUAUGAUUGGCUGUCCCGAAAAAUGAAAAGUCUUUGUGGUCCAGGGCUGAGACCCACGAGGAGACGGGGCGGGAUUUCUGGCGCUAAGAGGCGGGGCCUCUCGGCUUUGGGCGCGAGUGGUUAAAAGACAGUUGGUGUCGGUUCGGCUGCUCGGGCCGGAUUCCGCGGUCACAGCCCUUCCCCAUGGCAGACGCUGAGGAGCUGCAGGUUUCUUCGCCGCCGCCGCCGCCUCCCUCUUCUCCCUCCUCUUCAGACGCCUCUGCAGCAUCUUCCCCGGGCGGCCCAGUGAGUUUGGGCUGGCCAGUUCCGAGCAGGAGCAGCGGCGGAACGGUGGACCCGCUGGAGGAAGUGGAGCUGCAGAUCGGAGAUGCAGCCUUUUCAUUAACCAAACUUCUUGAAGCCACAUCUGCAGUAUCAGCUCAAGUGGAAGAACUUGCCUUCAAAUGUACGGAAAAUGCACGAUUCCUUAAAACAUGGCGAGACCUCUUGAAAGAAGGCUAUGAUUCUUUGAAACCUGAUGACUAAUUUGGCAUACUUCGUUGUUUAAUAAUGACUGCAAUCAUUCAGACUUCUUAUGUCAUAUUUGUACAUGUACCACACGUAUAGAAUGACCUCUGUCCAGGAGUUCUGUAUAUACUCAGAAUGAAAUUUUUCUUGGUUUUCUUGGCUUUUGUGAAAGCAGAAUACCGAUGCUGUUUUUGUUGCGGACCAGUACUUGUUUGUCCUUAAAUACUUUAUGCCUCUGAACUUUCAUAGAGUCCUUUUUGAAAGUUAACUUCAUCAAUAGAUGGUUAAUAUUAAUAGAGCCACAAUGCUACCAUUAGCAAACUAGGUAGACCAUUAUUUGUUUUGCAACAAGAUGCUAAGCAUGGCAGAGUUUGAAAUUGCGUUUCAUCUUAAGGACCAAGGGGGGAGGUAACUUUAAGGUUGCCAGUGGUGGAUCCAGCUCCAUUAGGCUAAGUUGUCUACAGCUAAGGAUUGUGUCUUUAUUCUAUAUCCCCAGCACCUAAAACAGGUUCACACAGCACUCACUGAAUGUUUGUUGAAUAAAAGAGUUAACAAACAUAAUUAAAAGCUUUUUUCUUCCUAUAUUUAGCAUGAAGACUGUCAUUGUUUCUUUAGAAAAUGUAUGAAUCUGAACUUUAUUGACUUGAAGAAAAACAUUCUUUUUUUUUACAGAGAUUUGGACUUUGAUGAUAGGUUUUAAAAUAUAUGAUAAAUAUUUUUUGUACUUUUUUUUUUUUAAAGACUUUACUUCAGAAAAAGGAGACUAUCUAGAAAGAAUGCAUAUUUUUUCCCUAUUUAUUUCUGUGGUUACUGCUUUUGCAGUUUAACCGUGUUUGUAUUUGAUAUUUGUAUAUGUUUGAUGGCUAUUUUUAAGGUGCCUUAUCAGAUUUAUGGCUCUGUGCUAUUACUUUUUGAGCUUUGCAGGUUGUAUACAUAAUAAUUCUAAAGAAGUUACUUUGUUUGCAAUGCAUCAAAUUUAAAUGAUGUGAUUUUUUUUUUUUGUAUUAUUUGACCUAGUGACAGUGUUCUAUUUUGCGUCUUGUAUAUUAUGUUGCUUUUGGUGUUUUGUGUUGCAUGUCAACGAUUAAGCCAACUAAUUCUCCACCAUAUAUAACUUCUGGACAUCUUUGAUAUGACAUCUUAAUUAUUUGUAGAUAUGGAGAUAUGUACAGAACUAUAUUCUAACGCCCAGCAAUGGGGCUAUGAGAGGGGACAGAUGGAUGGGCAAAGAAUAGUUUUGUUUAACAUAUUAAGUCAUAGUUCUUGAUUAGUUUUUUUAGUUAAAGAUCACACAUAGGGUGUGAUUUCUAUACCAAAAUGCUUAUUUCAGUAUUAGAAAAAUAUUCUUACAUGUCCUGAAAUAUGCUUAUUUCACUAUUAGAAAAAUAUUCUUACAUGUCCUGAAAAUUGCAGUUUUUAAAAUGUGUAAAAAUAAAUUCUUAUUAAAAGCACAUUUUAUUUCCAUUUCUUUGGAUUCAUUACCUUAAAACUUUUUACUGACAUAUUUCAAAGAUACAGGAGAGGCAAAUGAGUUCAAGAAAAUCCAUGUAUUUCUACCAUGCAGAUGUAAUAAAUGUCAGGAUUUGGCUAUAUUUUCUUCAGACACACAUAUAUAUGUAAUUGCAAAUAUUAGAUACAUUUGAAGUUCAUUUUGUUACCUCUUUGAUCCUGUCCCCUUCCUCCCUCCCUAGAGUCCCCAGAGGUAAACUCUAGAGGUGGCAUAUAUUCUAGCGUGUGUUUUUAUAUUUUUAAUACAAAUAUAUUUUUUAAAAGCGCUAUAAAAUACUGUUUUAUGUAUGUGGUAGCCAGCCUCCAGAUGGCACCAGUGAUCCCUGGCCUCCUGGUGUUCAUGCCCCCGUAUAGCCUUCUCCUGCAUUUUAUAGUGCUGACUUUUGUAACUACCAGGAUAUUGAGCAAGUGCAGUGUGUGAUUUUUGAGGCCAUAUCUUUUACUCCUUUUUUUUUUUUUUUUUUUUUUUUAAGAGACAAGAUCUCACUCUAUUGCUCAGACUGAAGUGUGGUGGCAGGAUCAUAGCUCACUGUAACCUUAAACCUGGACUCAAACGAUCCUCCCAUCUCGCCGCCUCCUAAAUCACUGGGAUUACAGGCAUUUUUGCUCAUUUUUCUCUUUUGUUUUUUUACUUGUCUGUUUUUAGAUAUUACAUAUUUUGAAUACUAAUAAUCUGUUAUGUAUGUUUCAACUAUCUUUUUUAGUCUGGUUUGUCUUCAUAUUUUGGUUAUGAAAUCUUGAAUUUUUAAAUUUUAAUGUAAUCUUACCAAUCUUUCAUAAUGAUUUGCUUUUUCUGGUUUUUGUAUAGGAAAUGUCAUAAAAAUAGUCUUAUUCAGCCUUCCAAAAGUUAAAAAAUUUUUAACAUUUAGAUGCUUAGUCCAACUGAAAUUUGUUUUCAUUUAUGGCAUGAUUUUGGAAUCUUGUUUUAAUUAUUUUUGCACAUUUAUAGCUGUUCCUCUGAGUAUCAUUGUUUCAAGUGCAACAUCUGUCAUGCAGUUACUGUAUAAGGGCCAGAUUCUGACCUUUCUGUUCUUUUGAUCUGAAGGAAAUUUGAACAUGCCACCCCCAAAUACGCUGAUUUGGCAUACUGAUUAUUUCAAGCUAAAGGUACUUGAGAAACAGUAGUUGCAGAAAUGGCUAUGUUAACUGUCCUUUCCCACCUGUAGCAAGCCAUACAGACUUCUUUGAGAAAGAUGCUUUCCUGAUAUCAAGAUGAGAAGAUGGCUCUAAUCAGCUGAGACAGUACCAGAGGAAUCUGCAAACAAACCUUACUGUUAGUUUCUUGCCAUACGUUUACCUUCCCACAGUUUCUGCCUCUGGAAGCCUAAAACUGCUUUCCUUUGUCUGUCACACUUCUCUGAAAUGUAUUCUUUGUGGAAGAUGCUAUAUAAUCCAGAGUUCUAAGCCACUACCUGUGUUUUACCUUUUCAUUGAGUUUUCUCCUGUGUGAUAUACACUGUAUAUAUUAAUAAAAUUACUUGUUUUUCUCUUGUUAA